Molecule: messenger RNA, 1671 nt
Organism: Dioszegia hungarica
Lineage: Eukaryota; Fungi; Basidiomycota; Tremellomycetes; Tremellales; Bulleribasidiaceae
Product: general substrate transporter
Exons: 8
Coding region: 1-1671 (556 amino acids)
Biological process (GO): transmembrane transport; carbohydrate transport
Cellular component (GO): membrane
Molecular function (GO): carbohydrate:proton symporter activity
Source: RefSeq, a predicted model, not a curated record
AUGGGAGCCCGCAUUCAGGUGCCUGGUGGAGCCGUCGCUCUCGCCGCUGCCUCCAAUCCCAACCGGGUUGAGGCCCCCGUCACGACCAAGGCGUACCUCUUGUGUGUAUUCGCGUCGUUCGGUGGUAUCCUCUUCGGAUAUGACUCUGGGUACAUUUCAGGUGUCAUGGGAAUGCCCUACUUCAUCAACCUCCACACCGGUCUCCAGAUCCCCGGCGCAAACGCAUCUCAGGCCCAGAAGGAUGCCUUCACCCUCUCCGCCUCCAACAAAUCCCUCAUCGUCUCUAUCCUCUCCGCCGGUACAUUCUUCGGUGCCAUCAUCGCUGGUGACUUGGCCGACUACUUUGGACGUCGUUUGACCAUCAUUUCCGGCUGCAUCAUCUUCGCCGUUGGUGUCAUUCUCCAGGUCGCUUCCUACUCUGGUUUGGGUUUGAUCAUUGCUGGUCGUCUUGUCGCCGGUCUCGGUGUCGGAUUCGUCUCGGCCAUCAUCAUUCUCUACAUGUCCGAGGUCGCUCCCCGCAAGGUCCGGGGUGCCAUCGUCUCUGGCUACCAAUUCAACAUCACCAUCGGUCUCCUCCUCGCCGCAUGUGUUGUGUACGCCACCCAGGACCGCCUCGACACCGGUUCCUACCGUAUCCCCAUCUCCAUCCAGCUCGCCUGGGCCAUCAUCCUCGGUGGUGGUAUCGCCCUCCUCCCCGAAUCUCCCCGGUGGUACGUGAAGCGCGGACGUCUCGAUGACGCUGCGCGCGCCCUCGCCCGGAUCCGUGGUCAGCCCGCCGAGUCAGCCUACAUCCAGGAGGAACUUGCCGAGAUCGUCGCCAACCACGAGUACGAGAUGGAGCUCUCCCCCCAGGGUGGCUACUUCUCGUCUUGGGCCGCUUGCUUCUCGGGUGGUCUCCGCAACCCCGGCUCCAACCUCCGUCGUGUCAUCCUCGGUACCUCGAUUCAGAUGAUGCAGCAGUGGACUGGUGUCAACUUCAUCUUCUACUUCGGUACCACCUUCUUCCAGGACCUCGGAACGAUCUCGAACCCCUUCUUGAUCUCCCUCAUCACCACCCUUGUCAACGUCUGCUCCACCCCCAUCUCCUUCUACACCAUCGAGAAGUUCGGUCGUCGUCCCCUCCUCAUCUGGGGUGCUCUCGGCAUGUUGAUCUGCGAGUUCAUCACCGCCAUCAUCGGUACCGCCCGCCCCAACGACGACAUGGUCACCAAGGCCCAGAUCGCCUUCAUCUGUAUCUACAUCUUCUUCUUCGCCUCUACUUGGGGUCCAGGUGCUUGGGUCGUCAUCGGCGAGACCUUCCCCAUCUCCAUCCGGUCCCGCGGUGUCGGUCUUUCCACUGCUUCAAACUGGCUCUGGAACUGUAUUAUCUCAGUCAUCACCCCCUACCUCGUCGGUACCGACCAGGCCAACCUCGGUUCCAAGGUCUUCUUCCUGUGGGGUUCGACCUGUGUUCUUUGCUUCAUCUACGCCUACUUCAUGAUCUGGGAGACCAAGGGUCUUUCCCUCGAGCAGGUCGACCGCAUGAUGGAGGAGGUCGGAUCACCCCGUCGCUCGGCCGGCUGGCAGCCUCACGGUACCUACGCUGCGGAGUCCGGCAUGAAGGGCGGCAAGCUCCCGGUCUCGGCGCACAUCCACGCCGGGACCCAACACAUUGGUAACACCGCUGUCUAG